AUGUUAUUAAUUUAUAUUAGAAAAAUAACGAUGAAUUUAUGGAGCUAGAUAGCUAGCUAAUUUAAAUAAAAUAUUAAAUUAUUUGAUCGAAUAGAUGAGUCUGAUUUAUGCAAGGAAUAAAGUUUUGAGAUAAAUUAUCAGAUGAGAAAUUUAAAAUAAAAGAAAGAACGACCAAUAGAACCAGAUUAACCAGAUCCAGAUGAAUGUUGUGGUUCAGGUUGUUAACGUUGUGUUUUAGAUGUUUAUUAUGAGAAAUUAGAAUAGUAUGAGAAAGACCUAAUGGAAUGGCUUCAAGAAUAAGAUGAAAAUGACGAUAGAAAUGAAUCAAGUUGA
Messenger RNA from Paramecium sonneborni, 333 nucleotides. NCBI's taxonomy places the organism in Eukaryota, Ciliophora, Oligohymenophorea, Peniculida, Parameciidae. The record is from the annotation of a GenBank genome assembly.